Phytophthora nicotianae INRA-310 is the source of this 849-nucleotide messenger RNA. RefSeq lists its product as hypothetical. The record is from RefSeq and is a predicted model, not a curated record. Lineage: Eukaryota; Oomycota; Peronosporomycetes; Peronosporales; Peronosporaceae. The annotation marks the transcript as partial. The transcript has a single exon.
AUCAAAAUCACAUUUUUUUGCUCUCUUUUCAUUACUUUUCUCCAGCAUGAGCCGGAAGCGUGAGGCCCCGUACGAGAGCGACGCGUCCACGGAUCCACCCGACAGCAGCUCGGAGGGCGGAAAGGCCAUCGAGGGCGACAUGAAGCGGCUGCGUGUGGCCUACAAUUACGAUGGCGCUCACGGUGUGCGGUGGGCUGGCGAGGCUACGGCCAUGGACACGGAUAUGGAGACCCCGAGGGCCAGAUCGGUGCGCAGCGACUACGCCGAGGCCAACGCAAUGCUGAGGGAGUUCCACUACCUGCGUCAACUACGCAAGUUUCAGGCCGAGCGAGGCCGCGCCCGUGCUAACUACUUGGCCGCGUCCGCGAAGGAGCCAACGCCCGGAUAAGGCACAGACAGCUAGACUCAAGUGCAACGUUAUUAUUUUAAUUAAGAUGCCAACAAGACACGGCCAGCGUUUGGCCAGGUCGUGGCCAGCUCGUUUCUAUGGUGGCCGACACGUACGUCAACGUGGCCCCAGACACAAUGCAGUUAGGAGGUGACUAUAUUUGUUACGGCCCUGACUAGCAGGCCACGGAGACUCGUGCCAUCCUGACUAUAGGAUCGACAACUUACGCUAAAGCACACGAUCAAACCUAAGGCAGCUCAGACGUGGGCAGGUUGGCAGCGAACUCGCGCUCCUUCUCGAAAAGAGGCGACGACAGGUAGCGUUCACCGAAGCUGGGCAAGAUCGUCACGAUGAGCUUGUCCUUGUUCUCCGGGCGCUUGGCCAGCUCCAGACUGGCCACCACCGCGGCACCGGACGACGGACCAACGAGGAUUCCCUCCUCCAGAGCCAGGCGCUUGGCC